Messenger RNA from Colletotrichum phormii, 1725 nucleotides. RefSeq names its product glucans biosynthesis glucosyltransferase H. Gene Ontology annotation, cellular component: plasma membrane. NCBI's taxonomy places the organism in Eukaryota, Fungi, Ascomycota, Sordariomycetes, Glomerellales, Glomerellaceae. Gene Ontology annotation, molecular function: hexosyltransferase activity. The record is from RefSeq and is a predicted model, not a curated record. Bases 1 to 1725 code for a protein of 574 amino acids. The transcript has a single exon.
AUGUCAAUCCCCCAGCGCCGGUUGUUAGUUGUUGCACUCAACAGCAUCACGAUCCUCCCUUUUCUUUGGAUCAACUUCCUGAUAUUCAUGCGAAGCAAGUUUACUCUUCUAGACAUCAACAUUCUGCUUUGCGGAACCAUCUGCAUCCCUUGGCCUAUUGUCAGCUUCUGGAACUCUGCAAUUGGCCUUUGUAUUAUCCUAUUCGGCAACGCUGAGAAAUCUGUCUACCCCUAUUUUCGACCUCGGGGACUUCUGCCGGAGCUCACGUCUACGGCAGCGCUGGCUAUCUUCAUGCGCAACGAAGACCCAAUUCCAGUAUUCGACCGGCUUUACGCCAUGCAAGAGAGCCUUCAGCAGACUGGUUGCCUGAAGCACUUUCGCUUUGUCUUAAUUAGCGACACCGAUCACUUGGACGUGGCGCAGAUGGAACACGAAGCCUUCGCCCAGCAUGCCGCAUAUCUGAGCAAGGGCAUGGCUAAAAGUCCAAUAUAUCGACGCCGCGAUAGAAACACCGGUUACAAGGCUGGCAAUCUCAAAGACUACCUCGACAACCACUCCAAAGCAGACGACUUCUUCGUCACUCUCGAUUCUGAUAGCGCCAUGAGCGGCGACUUGCUCUGCCGUCUGGUAUCUAGCAUGGAACGAAACCCCCAUAUAGGCUUGUUGCAGACCAUAGUUAUCGGAAUGCCCGCAGUCAGCGCCUUUACACGGCUCUACCAAUUUGGCCUGCGUCAUGGAGUGCGGACCUACAACAUGGGAUUCAGUUGGUGGGCUCACGACUGCGCCCUGUACUGGGGCCACAACGCUAUCAUCCGCACCAAGGCCUUCCACGAACAUUGCAUGCUCCCCAAACUCCCCGGCAAACCGCCGCUCGGUGGCUAUAUCCUAAGUCACGAUCUGCUGGAAGCAAUGUCCAUGCGUCGAGGCGGCUACGAGGUCCGGGUGCUCCCUAUCGAGACGGAAAGCUACGAGACUAAUCCGCCUACCUUUCUCGACUUCCUACGUCGCGAGCUCUGCUGGUGCCAGGGGACAAUGCAGUACUGGUUCAUGCUGAGCGAGCCUGGCAUCCACCCCAUCAGCCGCUUUCAGGUGUAUCAGACCUUGACCACGUAUAUCGGUCAAGCUUGUUGUGUUUUGAUGACACUGGCAUGCGUCGCGAAGGAGGUCAUGGGAGAACCAAGUGUUGUUCAAAUGAGCCUCGUAUUUAGCUGGACUCUACACCUUGUUCUCGCUGCCUUCGGCAUGUUCCCCAAACUCGCCGGCGUCUUUGAAGUGGUGACAACGUCUUCCAGGCGCUACGGUGGUAGUCUCCGCUGCAUCCUAUCAACUCUGAUGGAGAUGUUCCUGAUGACGCUCAUCGCCCCGAUUACGGCUGUGGCCGUUGCGGUGUUCUUGGGCGGCCUGCUCAGAGGCAAGUCUAUUACAUGGGACGGGCAAAACUGCGAUCGGCUCGGUCUCAGCUGGUGCGAUAGCUUUCGUGUUUUGUGGCCGCAGACCGUUCUUGGUUUUGAAAUCUUGCUCGCUGUUCAAGGCACUGCCACGCUAGCAUGGGUUAUCCCAUCAGCCGUUGGCCUCUUGCUCGCGGUACCCAUCGCUGUAAUCACGGCGUCGUCCCAUUUCGGGAAUAUGGUCACUUCUAUGCGCCUCUUUGAGAUUCCUGAAGAGACUCAGCUUCCGCCCUUGUUGCCUGAGUUGAUUCCAACAAGGUUAAAGCGAAGAAGUUGA